CCGCGCAGGUGAAGUCUGCCUGCGGGGCGGCGCGUUGCCGCAGGGACGGGAGCUGAACGGGAGCAUGGAGGCUGGGGCAGCCCGCGGAGCCGCAGGCGGUUACCCGGUGGACGUUCUGGAAGAUGACCCCGACGGGUGCCGGGAAGCCGCCCUGGCGUACUACGCUGCGCUCAGGGCAGGGACGCGGCCCACGGAAGAGGUCUUCUCCCUCCCCACGGGGGAGCAGGUCACCCUCGAGGCUCCCUCCGUUUGCUUUUGCUCGGUGCAUCGCGACGAACCUCAGCACCAAAUCUUGGCCUUGGUCAGUCCCCGGGACACCAAGACAGUCAUGGCCGUCCACCUGCAGGGGUCCUGGUGGGCCACCGAAGACGUGCUGAGGACCUCGGACCCUGCCAGAGAGGGGCUGGUGAAGGUUCAGUCGUUUGCGGAAAGGAUCGUGCUUUUCAUCCUCAACGUUGUUGUUUUCGGAAGGCUGGAGAGAAGACUGGACAACGACGACAUGUUUUUUCUACCUUUCUCCGGGAAGGAGGAGGCUAAAGUUCUGUGGAGGGACGGUGCGGCCGUUGGGUUUUACACAACCAAGGCGAAAGGCAGCCUGUGCGGCAACGGCACAGGUGCGUGCUACCUGCUGCCUGUCUUGGACACCGUGUUUGUCCGGAGGGGACACCGUUGCCGAGGCCUGGGCAUGGCCAUGCUGCAGGACUUCUGCGAGGACUUCCGCGAGGACAGCGCGCUGGGGGUCAGCUGGCCCAUCUCUCCUGCCAUGCUCCAAGUCUGCAGGAAGUUCCUGUCGGCCCACCCAGAGGAGCGGGGGCGCCUGUGGGAGGUGGAGCCCCCGGGGGCCUGGGGCCAGCGGGACAGCAUCUGGCUGAAGGUUCAGCUGGGACAGUCACGACUUCCAGACCCUCUCCCAGGAAAUCCCUCGGAAGACGGGAGCAGUCCCGGGCAGACGUCUCAGGAUGACGGACCCAGGCAGUCCAGGAGUGGGGAAAGCAGCCAGGAGAGGAUCGGUGGCGUGGAACCGGAGGAGGCCAAGGAAGAUCAGGACUGCGCGGUGGGAGAAGCCGCAGCGGAGCUGCCCGGGAGACGCUGCCGGGCGGAGCUGGACGGGAAGAGGGCCUAGUGGGUGGAGGUGGCGGCCGGCAGGGGGCGUGGCAGAAGCACUUGCCUCCUGACUCCCGGAGGCCCACCCUGUGGCGCAGGGCACGUGGGUUUGUGUGACCUUGAGCUCCCAUCUGUCCUUGCUGUGUCUUCCUCUGACCUUUGAGGUGCGAGUAUAUAUUUCCCAGGCUCAGACUCCAGAAGCCCACUGGUCAGGCCUGAUCUGGUGUCCGUAACUCAGGAUGAACCUGGACACCUGCAUAGGAACUGCAUGAAUGAGCCGUUCUUCAGCCCAGGAAGCUCCAGGGAGGGCCGCGCCUGGGGGGUCUGCACAGCAGAGAGCCCUCAGGGUGCGCUCCAGCCCCGAGGUUGCUGAGAGACUGCAGACUCGGGGGACUCCAGGGAGACACGCCCCUUCCGUGGAGAAGCUUCCUGAGGGCGGGG
Phyllostomus discolor (pale spear-nosed bat) is the source of this 1545-nucleotide messenger RNA. It is a transcript of the gene FAM169B, whose product is annotated as family with sequence similarity 169 member B. The record is from RefSeq and is a predicted model, not a curated record. The transcript is spliced from 9 exons. The coding region runs from base 65 to 1123 and encodes 352 amino acids. NCBI's taxonomy places the organism in Eukaryota, Metazoa, Chordata, Mammalia, Chiroptera, Phyllostomidae.